CAAUUUGCAGCUGGAAUCAAUGAAAUUGUACUGCUUCUACUACUAUACUAUACUAUACUAUACUAUGCAUCCAACUUCUGAAAAUCUCAAAUACUCAUUUGGGUUGGUGAAGCUUUCACGGGGUGGAACCAUUUCUGGUCUCUUUCUUCACCCACCACCUCUAAAUCCUGUGGCCCACACCCAACCACGCAUUUCUUCAUCCUCAACCGGGGUUUCGGUGUCACCUUUCUGCUUUUGCUUUAUCUUUCCGAAUGAUAAUAAUGUGAGAGUUUAGCUUCUUGUUGGGGGCGCUCUGCUUCAAUAAAACUUCCUUUUUCAACCAAAUGGAUCGCUCUGCUAUGGCUGUUGGGCCAGGAAUGGAUAUGCCGAUCAUGCAUGACAGUGACCGCUACGAACUCGUGCGUGACAUUGGUUCUGGUAACUUCGGUGUGGCCAGGCUCAUGAGGGACAAGCACACCGAGGAACUUGUCGCUGUUAAGUAUAUUGAGAGAGGUGAAAAGAUAGAUGAAAAUGUACAGAGAGAAAUUAUAAAUCACAGAUCUCUGAGGCAUCCUAAUAUUGUGAGGUUCAAGGAGGUUAUAUUGACACCAACACAUUUGGCGAUUGUGAUGGAAUAUGCUUCUGGAGGAGAGCUAUUUGAGCGAAUAUGCAAUGCAGGGCGAUUCAGUGAGGAUGAGGCACGCUUCUUCUUCCAACAACUUAUAUCAGGGGUUAGCUAUUGUCAUGCAAUGCAAGUUUGCCAUCGAGAUUUGAAGUUGGAAAACACAUUGUUGGAUGGUAGUCCAGCUCCUCGUUUGAAGAUUUGUGAUUUUGGCUAUUCAAAGUCCUCAGUGCUACAUUCUCAACCAAAAUCUACAGUGGGAACCCCUGCAUAUAUCGCUCCAGAAGUUUUGCUCAAGAAGGAAUAUGAUGGCAAGAUUGCAGAUGUGUGGUCUUGUGGGGUGACCUUAUAUGUCAUGUUGGUGGGUGCAUAUCCAUUUGAGGAUCCCGAGGAACCUAAAAAUUUCCGCAAGACAAUACACAGGAUUUUGAAUGUUCAGUACUCAAUUCCAGACUAUGUUCAUAUAUCUCCCGAGUGCCGUCAUCUGAUAUCAAGGAUUUUUGUUGCUGAUCCUGCAAAAAGAAUAAGUAUUCCUGAGAUUAGAAACCAUGAGUGGUUUUUGAAGAACCUUCCAAGUGAUCUGAUGGAUGGGAAUAACAACAACCAGUUUGAGGAGCCUGAUCAACCAAUGCAAAGCAUUGAAGAAAUCAUGCAGAUAAUCAGAGAGGCAACAAUUCCUGCAGCUGGAUCUCAGUCUCCCAACCAUGAUCUUACUGGUAGCUUGGAUAUUGAUGAGGACAUGGAUACAGAUCCUGAUCUUGACUUAGAUAGCAGUGGAGAAAUAGUGUAUGCUAUGUAAGUUGGUGUAAGGCCAUUCAGCUGAUUUUGAGAGUCAAUACAAUCUUAUGUCUAAAGCUUCUUCUUCAUUGCUUUGUGAAAUAUUUACAAAUAUACUUCACUUCUACCAUGAAGGAUUGUGUUAUGGAAUUUUCCUUGUGCUGGGAGAAAUCCAUUCUGCUUGAAUUUAAGUUGUAUUUAUGGUCUUACCUCAUUACUUCAUCUUAUUCAUAGUUGGCUUAUUUUUAUA
Messenger RNA from Vigna unguiculata (cowpea), 1628 nucleotides. RefSeq names its product serine/threonine-protein kinase SRK2E. Gene Ontology annotation, cellular component: nucleus. NCBI's taxonomy places the organism in Eukaryota, Viridiplantae, Streptophyta, Magnoliopsida, Fabales, Fabaceae. Gene Ontology annotation, biological process: protein phosphorylation. The record is from RefSeq and is a predicted model, not a curated record. Gene Ontology annotation, molecular function: ATP binding; protein serine/threonine kinase activity.